GUAGUGUAGACUGUAGGCGAACACACCAGCUGCUCCUGUUUAUACCGAGCGCAUCGUCAGCACCAAUACUAUAUAUACCCCAGACUAGAGUGUACAGUAGUAGACAGUCUUCUCGAAAAAGAGAGAGAAAGAGAAUGCGACGUCGCGCUGCUGCGAGACAGCUCGUCACUCGUCAGCAGUCGCCACGACCAUAAUAAUAACAACGCCAAGAGAGUGCAUUUACAAACGCAGCGUCGUCGCGCAGAACGAGGACACGGAAGUGCGAGUAGUAUAGUUGUUGGCGUCGUCCCUUUAAUACUCUUAAACUCCGCCAUGGAAAACAACGAGGAAGACGCCAAGGCUUAGAGAAGAUAGAUAUACGCAUCGAUACACGCUGCGCUUUUCCGAGUCGUCUAGAGACGGAGAGCGAACUGGAGUUGUUGAUUUUGAGAGAGAACCUGCGCAAAGGUCGACACUGGAGCUGAUGCACUGGAACAAGGAUGACUAAUGUGCUUCCGUCGAUAGACUUGGCAUGCAUUGUUUCUUCGCCAGAGACGCACUGAUUUGAGGUUAGAAGUCCGUCAUCAUGAACGCACGCACGCAGCUGUUUGAGCUGAGCAUGGAGGGUCGCCAAGUCGAUGAGGCAGUGGCGAGCAUCUUCCACAGCGUGCUCUUCCACCGAAGUCUUGGCAAGUUCAAAUACAAGCAGGAGGGCAGCUAUUCAGUCGGAACGGUUGGCUACCAGGACGUCGACUGCGACUUCAUCGAUUUCACCUAUGUCUGCUGCUCGUCGGCCCACCUCGACCAGACACUGAAGCGCGAGAUCUCGGGCUUCUCAGAGGCGCUGCGCUCGAACGGCAGCCCCGGUUCCGGACAGAUAUCCCUCGAGUUCUUCCAAAAGAAGAAGAAUCGCUGGCCCUUCGCCACCGAAUGCAUACCCUGGGAGGUUUGGACCGUCAGGCUCGAGCUCAUCAAACUCGCCACGGAACACGAGAGACAGAUCUGCCGCGAGAAGGUCGGUGACCUUCUCACCGACAAGAUUCUCUACAUCACGGAGGUAAUGAACCGACACGACUACCUGCCUAAGAUGCCGAAUCAAGCCGAGCUUGAUUUGAUCUUCGAUACGUCGUAUCCCGAUAUUCAGCCGUAUCUAUUCAAGCUGAACUUUACAACCUCUGGGCCAUCUGUCACCACCAUGGGCAACACUAUGAAGAAGCUCAUUAAAGAGACUCUGUCCAUAUAGUCGCGAUGCACGUCCGCAAGGCUCUUGGUUAUGUAGUUUUUUUGGAGCGGCUCUUUAUUUUUUACAAGGUAAAAUUGUCUCAAACAAUUUUUUUUUUAAUUUUAUUGACUCAAAUUGUACUGGCUAUGAUUAGAAGUGAAACACUACGAGCAUUUUGUUAGAUUUUUAUUUCUACUUAAUGUUUAAAAUUUAUCUUAUAAUUUUGCAAAAGUCAUUUUUGCUAAGUAAUUGCAAUAACCGAGAUAUCAAUAAUACAGGUACUCGGUGAUGUUCAAAGAGCCUAUUAAGGCGAUGUGGAAAUGUCACUUUACCGACCGAGUUGCAUAGAAAAGUAGAUCCACUUGACAUUCAAAUGCGCGUUAUAUCACAGUUUUAAAAAAAUCUGCUGAUCCUGUGUAAUAUUUACAACAUUCUAAUGGCAAGAUUGAAAACUAGGCUUUCGCUGUGUAGUAAUUAGACACGUCUGUACAAAAAAUUUAAAGAUUUUAAAAUAGCUCGGUCAAAUAUUUGCACAUCCUCUUAAGAACAAAAAGUAGCGUUUCGAUUUCAACUAGCAUAAUCAGAGCUCGCAAUCAAAUUGCUCGUGUAAAUGGUCUAAAGCCCGACGUCGGCGAUUCCAGCAAGUUCGAAUGGAGAUUAAGUCAUUAAACGGCAGUUUCUUACGUAGCAGCUAUAAUGUUCUUCGCCGAUGCAUAUUCGUUGAAUGUAUAGUACAAAUGGUAAAAUUAAGUUCUCCUAUACCUAGGAAACGAUGAAGAGGUAAGAGAAGAUGAAGAAUUGCAUGGCAGGAUCAAUAUAUAAAUGCAAGAUGCAAAGAAAGAAAAACGAAGGCGUGUUCGCGUGUGAUUCGCUCUAAGAAAACGUCCGCGAGUGCAGCGGUAAUCGGUUCUCAUAGUGACAGUUUGCAAACGGGUAUAUAUACGAAAAAGACUAUAUGAACAAGAGUUUAUAUAUAUAUAUAUAUAUAUAUAUAUAUAUAUAUAUAUAUAUAUACACAUACACAUACACACACACAUAUAAGUACCAUAGUGUAAUUAUUAUUUAUUUGGCGGAUAUGCAACUCUCGUCGAUCAAGAUAUACCGAGACUUUUACAUAUACACUAUUACAUAUAAUUUCUAAACAAGAGAUAAGCGAUUUUUGUGCAUCGUGACGCAUCAAUGAUACACAAAGUAUAUGAGUAGUCUUUUCUUGUUAGUUAACAUCGUUUUUUUUUGUAAGUAGGCUUGUGCCUUGUGGCAAUUUUAGAAACCUUCCCUCGCACUUUACAUUGAGCUAGGGUUUAAUUUAACUAAUGAAACCUAAAUCAGACCUUAGGAAGAUUUCGAGUUGAUAUUAUGUACUUAGAGUAGGUAAAAGCUAAGUUUACAAAUAAUUUAAUGUUCUUAAAAUGCUAGCUUACUUAUGAUAAUGUAAAAAAUUCUAUUUUAUUUCUGCAUGAAGUUAGAACGAUUAUAUUUUGUACGUAGUAGGUAGAGAGUUGAAAAUUUGUUGAAAGUUGAAAUGAAUUUAUCUUGAUACUUACAGUUUAGAUGCAAAAUUCGAACGUUCAUAAUUCUUUGGUACACGUAAGUCAUAAAUAAUGCCAAUGCGCACCUCACAUGAGUCAUGCACCAAUUUACGAUGUUUAUACGAUUUUCCAGUAAACUAUUACUUUUCAACGAGUUCAAUUAAACGUAAAGAGAGAUUUCAUUAGUUAAAUUAAACAGUUUGUCGACUAUGUAAUGAAUUCUUAGUAACGAUGCGAUAGGGAUAUAUAUAUAUA
Molecule: messenger RNA, 2985 nt
Organism: Nasonia vitripennis (jewel wasp)
Lineage: Eukaryota; Metazoa; Arthropoda; Insecta; Hymenoptera; Pteromalidae
Gene: Atg101
Product: autophagy-related protein 101
Exons: 3
Coding region: 566-1222 (218 amino acids)
Biological process (GO): autophagy; autophagosome assembly
Cellular component (GO): phagophore assembly site
Source: RefSeq, a predicted model, not a curated record